AUGACCCGCACAGCGGAUCACAGGGAAAAUCGCGAUAUUAAAUAUGAAAAAGAGAUUGCUUUAAAUCGCGAUAAGUUGCGUUCAAUUGUUGACUCAAUCAUUUUCUUAGGCCGACUCAAUAUAGCUUUCAGAGCUCAUUGUGAUGAUUCUCAAUAUCAUCCUACUAUUGGCAAAUAUUAUGUAGUGGGUGGAGUAGGUAAUUUUAUUGAACUUUUAAACUACAGAAUCAGAGGUGGGGAUAAAGUUCUUGAACAUUAUUUUAAUAGUUGUGCAAAGAAUGCAUCUUAUAUUUCUAAUUCGUCACAGAAUGAAUUAAUAAGUUAUUGUGGACAGUACAUCCAGAAUAUUUUGGUUUCUAAAAUAAAAGAAAAUCAAUUUUUUUCAAUUAUUGCUGAUGAAGCAUCUGACUGCUCCAAUCAGAAACUAUUGUCUUUAGUAAUUAGAUUUAUAGACAAAUCAUAUGAUGUUAGGGAAGAAUUUAUGGGUUUUUUACAUUGUCAGUUAGGUUUAACAGGUGAAGCUCUAUGCAAAACUAUUUUAUUUUUUCUUAAAAACUUUUUGCUUGAUAUUUCUAAUUGCAGAGAAUCACGACAAAAUUUAUUAGAAGUAGCUAUUACAGAACGUUGCCCUCUUGCUACAAAGAAAAAAUUAAUUGAUGUUCGUCAUACAGUAUGGGUUAAACGCGUAACUGGGUUGGAUGAUUUUGAAAAUUUGUUUGUACCAAUUGUUUUUUGUCUUGAAGGAAUGAGCUUUAACCUAGAAUCAAAAUUGAUAACUCGGACAGUAUUUGACUACACAAUUCCUGUUACACAAAUGUUACUAGGUAAAACAUUUGAUAUUUGCGAUGGUUUAGGUUCUAUUUCAGCUUUAAAAAGUUAUAUCUCAACACUUCGAAGUUUAAUAGAUGAUUAUCACAUAAAGUGGUAUGCUUCUAUUAUUUGUCUUGCUUCUAAAGUUGAUGUUGCAGAAGCUAAACUAAGAAUAUUAAGCCGUCAAAUAAAUAGAAAUAACGUUGCUUCUUCUUCAACUUCAGAUUAUUUCAAAAAAUCAUUAUCUAUUCCACUUAUUGAUCACCUUCUAGGUGAAGUGAAUUACAGAUUUAGUGAUGAUGCUUUGGCAGCUUACGAUGGCUUGUAUAUAAUGCAGUAUAAUUAUUUGGAUGAUAGAAAACAAAUAUAUGCAGUAAAUAUAGCAGAUAAAAUCUACCUCUGUAUUACAUUUAGUUGGAGCACAUAA
Molecule: messenger RNA, 1236 nt
Organism: Hydra vulgaris (swiftwater hydra)
Lineage: Eukaryota; Metazoa; Cnidaria; Hydrozoa; Anthoathecata; Hydridae
Source: RefSeq, a predicted model, not a curated record